CCGCGCCCUCGCACCGUGACACUCGCGCAGUGCGAUGCGCUCGCCCUAAAUCGCUAAAUCGGUAACUCGCUCGUGACGUUCAUAAACACUACACAACAUCAUCAUAACCUUAAACCGAUCCAUUAUUGGAUAUUAUUUUGUGGGCUUGAACAGUAAACCAUUGAAAAUGGCGAUUAACAAUUGGUGGAGAGAACCUGAUAUGGGAGGGGAGCGCGAGGGCUGCGCGGCGUCUCGCAUGUGGCGCAAUGCGUGCGGGACGCUCGUGGCGCCGGCUGCCGACCAGGCUUGGCAGGAGAUUGUGGAUGCAGCCCCACCGGACUCCGUCUGGCAUUCCUUAAGGAAUUGUAUCGCUUAUCAGGCAGGGGUUUGGCAAAAUCUAUUGCUGAAGGGCAUCCCGGACGUCAUGCAGCCGGCCGCAUUCAAACUAGCAAUAGUUCUGCGUCAUACGCCUUCUGAGCUGACCGUGAAGCUGCUAGCAGACUUGUUGCAUCUACAUCCGCAGUCUCAAGAUUUGACGGCAUACGUGUUAGCUCUGUUAACUGACGACGAGGCGUGGUGCGGCAGCUGCGGGUCCAGCGCAGGUCUACCCGUGGCGUGCUCGGCGCCGGGGCUGGCGGGCGCGGGCGGCUGCGCGGCGGGCGGCGCGCCCAUGCGCGACCUGCAGCUGUUCGGCGACUGCGAGCUGGCCGUCAUGGCGGCGUCGCGCGAGGAGUACGACGCGCACGCCAAGCUCGUGCGCGCCGAGUACGCCAACCUCACGCAGGAGAACUACGUCGAGCUCAGGAUCAAGAUAUUAAACCAAUUCGUCCAAAUCCCCAAACUCUACAACACGUUGGAGUUCGAGAGCUUCGAGGCGGCCGCGAGGGAGAACAUCGAGCGAGAGAUCUGCACCCUGCGGGAGCACCUGCUCACGGGCCGACACGAAUAGCGCCGGCUUUUCACUUAUGACUCGGACGAUUCGCUCAGUUGAAUUGUCGCGUCAUAGUGACACCCCGACUGUUCCUGUUUUAUUUGGAUUUCUAUGUGUUAAUGAAACAAGAGAAUUAGUGACUCGUAACUAUAGUUUGUUUUUAGUGCGUAAAGACAGGUCAACCGAUAGUUUUAUUUUACAUUUCUUUUUCGUUACUAUUAUUAGUUGUGACUCUUGAUGUUCUGUAGUAGAUAAGGAUUUCGUUAUUAUUAGUUAAUGACUUGUAUGCCUUACGACAACUUGUUGAUGGCUCAACAUCAAAAUGAUUAACACUAGCAUCAACAACAUCUUAACAAAGUUUUAACGGCCCCAAGUUAAAUGAUCAGUGAAGUGAUUAAUUUACAAAAACUAUGUCAUAAUUAUUCAGGUGACAAAACAUGUUAUUUCUGUAUAAAAGAUCACUUGACAAAUUGCAGAUAUUUAUGUUCUUACCUAUUUAUUCAUACAAUUUAAAUCAAUUUGACGACCUCCGUGGUCGAGUAGGGUGUACACACUACGGUUUUCAUGGGUACGCC
Messenger RNA from Vanessa atalanta (red admiral), 1485 nucleotides. RefSeq lists its product as uncharacterized. The record is from RefSeq and is a predicted model, not a curated record. The coding region runs from base 167 to 928 and encodes 253 amino acids. The transcript is spliced from 7 exons. Lineage: Eukaryota; Metazoa; Arthropoda; Insecta; Lepidoptera; Nymphalidae.